This is a messenger RNA of Mangifera indica (mango), 3145 nucleotides long. RefSeq names its product kinesin-like protein KIN-UB. The transcript is spliced from 19 exons. Lineage: Eukaryota; Viridiplantae; Streptophyta; Magnoliopsida; Sapindales; Anacardiaceae. The record is from RefSeq and is a predicted model, not a curated record. Gene Ontology annotation, cellular component: kinesin complex; microtubule. Bases 144 to 2840 code for a protein of 898 amino acids. Gene Ontology annotation, molecular function: ATP hydrolysis activity; plus-end-directed microtubule motor activity; ATP binding. Gene Ontology annotation, biological process: cytoskeleton-dependent intracellular transport; microtubule-based movement.
CCACUCAUCUAUUAUUACUUUUGUUUGAAAUCUUUGAAUCAAGCCGAACUGAAAAUCCCAAAUCUAGCGCUAGCUUAUCUCUGUUCAGGCUUCACUUCUGUAUAUGUUCCCAAGAUAUUUUGAACUACAAUUAGGAACUGACUAUGACUUCCACUACUUAUAAAAACGGUGCGGUUCAUAAGGGAAAUGUGAAGCCAAUUACUGCAACAUCUUCAAAUUUGAAAUCAUCUUCUUUCAAACCUAGGCUUAAUCCAUCUCAGUCGCCGGGAUCAGCUCUUCGCCGCAGCAAUCCAUCAUCUUUUGUCGCCGCUGCCGGAAAUGACGGAGUACCAGGAAGGGUUCGGGUGGCAGUGAGAUUGCGGCCUCAAAAUGCUGAAGAGUUGGUAGCAGAUGCAGAUUUUGCUGAUUGUGUGGAACUGCAACCAGAGCUUAAGAGGUUGAAACUUCGAAAGAACAAUUGGGACUCUGACACUUAUGAAUUCGAUGAAGUUCUUACUGAAUUUGCAUCGCAGAAGCGUGUCUAUGAAGUUGUUGCGAAGCCAGUUGUGGAGAGUGUUCUGGAUGGCUACAAUGGGACUGUCAUGGCUUAUGGUCAGACUGGCACAGGGAAAACUUUUACACUUGGUCGAUUGGGAGAGGAAGACACUUCUUGUCGUGGAAUUAUGGUCCGGUCAAUGGAGGAUAUUUUAGCUGAUAUUUCUUUGGAGACAGAUUCUGUUUGUGUCUCGUAUUUGCAGCUUUACAUGGAGACCAUCCAGGAUCUCCUUGAUCCAGUGAAUGAUAAUAUCUCAAUUGUGGAAGAUCCAAAAACUGGUGAUGUUUCACUGCCCGGGGCAACAAUUGUUGAGAUUAGGGACCAAAAAAGUUUUGUGGAAUUGCUGAGGCUGGGGGAAGCUCACCGAAUUGCUGCUAAUACAAAAUUAAAUGCUGAGUCUUCUCGCAGCCAUGCUAUUCUGAUGAUACAUGUUAAGAGGUCAGUUGGAGGAAGAGAUGAAUCUUUUUCAUGUGAAACUGAGAAUGCAUCUCACUGGGUAAAACCUUCAAAGCCACUUGUACAUAAAAGCAAGCUGGUUAUAGUAGAUCUGGCAGGUUCAGAACGUGUUCACAAGUCAGGAAGUGAGGGGCAUAUGUUGGAGGAAGCCAAGUCUAUUAAUCUUUCACUUAGUGCAUUAGGAAAGUGCAUAAAUGCUCUGGCAGAGAAUAGUGCCCAUGUACCAGUUCGUGAUUCGAAACUUACAAGAUUGCUUAGAGAUUCAUUUGGAGGAACAGCAAGAACCUCAUUAAUUGUGACCAUUGGUCCAUCUCCACGUCAUCGAGGAGAGACUUCCAGUACCAUAUUGUUUGGUCAGAGGGCUAUGAAGGUGGAGAAUAUGCUGAAAAUAAAAGAAGAGUUUGAUUAUAAAAGUUUGUCUAGGAAGCUUGAAAUACAACUGGACAGGCUCAUAGCAGAAAAUGAAAGGCAACAGAAAGCAUUUGAUGAUGAAGUUGAGAGAAUAAAUUUAGAAGCUCAGAGUCGUAUUUCUGAGGUUGAAAGAAAUUUUGCUGAUGCCUUGGAGAAAGAAAAACUGAAGUGCCAGAUGGAGUAUAUGGAAUCAGUAAAGAAGCUGGAGGAAAAGAUGGUGUUAAAUCAACAGAAGCAAGAAAGUAAUGGCUUCAUUAGCGAUAGAUGUAAUGGAGAGGUGCCUGGAGUUGCUGUUGCUGAGGAAGUUGCAGAGAUCAGAAAGUUACUUCAAAAUGAAAUGUAUAUGAGAAAGACAGCUGAAGAUGCGCUCACCAAGCUCAGGAGUCAGUUUGGGCAAUAUAUGCAAUCAGCGUCAUGUGAAGAUACAGAAAUUUCAAAGCUUCAGAAAAUGCUGGAGGAUGAGACACAUCAGAAAAAGAAACUUGAAGAAGAUAUAGUGAUAUUACAAAGCCAAUUAAUGCAACUGACUUUUGAAGCUGAGCAGAUGCGAAGAUGUCUUGGUGAGUAUGGAAAUACUUAUACAGGUUUGGAUAGUCAUUCUCGAUACAGUGAGACUGGGAACAGACUGAAGGCACCAAUUAGUACCCUUUUUGAACAAGUGGGGUUGCAAAAGAUAUUGGCAUUACUUGAGUCAGAAGAUGCCAAUGUACGAAUUCAUGCUGUAAAGGUGGUGGCCAACCUAGCAGCUGAAGAAGCAAAUCAGGAAAGGAUUGUUAAAGCUGGUGGUCUUUCUUCCUUGCUGAUGCUUCUUAGAAGUUUCGAGGACGAAACUGUUCGCAGAGUAGCAGCAGGUGCAAUUGCCAAUCUUGCAAUGAAUGAGUCCAAUCAAGAACUUAUAAUGCAACAAGGAGGAAUCAGUUUGUUAUCUAUUACAGCAGGCGAUGCUGAGGAUCCUCAAACCCUACGCAUGGUUGCUGGAGCUAUCGCUAAUCUAUGUGGCAAUGAUAAGCUUCAAACAAAGCUGAGAUCGGAAGGUGGAAUUAGGGCCUUGCUAGGAACAGUGAGAUGUGGACACCCAGAUGUUUUAUCUCAAGUUGCACGAGGAUUUGCCAAUUUUGCAAAAUGCGAGUCCCGAGCAGCUACUCAAGGGAUAAAAAGUGGCAGAUCUCUGCUGAUAGAAGAUGGUGCACUUCCAUGGAUUGUGCAAAACGCAAAUGAUGAAGCUGCAGCAAUCAGGCGACACCUUGAGCUUGCUCUCUGUCACUUAGCACAGCAUGAAGUAAAUGCUAAGGACAUGAUAAGUGGAGGUGCCCUUUGGGAGUUAGUACGAAUCUCACGGGAUUGUUCUCGAGAUGACAUAAGAAAUCUUGCUCUUCGGACUCUGAGUUCCAGUCCCAUCUUUAAAGCUGAAAUGCGGCGAUUACGGAUAGACUUCUGAUUGUUGCCAUAGUAAUCAGUUUCCUCUCAUCGUUUCUCUUUUGCCCACACUUUUGGGAUUGGGUGAUGAAUAGAAUCUUGCUAUGUGCUGGCUCGGAUUUCAUCUCAUUUUUCACUGAGUUACCAACCAAAUCCGGUCUCCAUCUUUGUGCACAUAGAAUGUCUCCUUAUGUUCUGGUAUCUGUUGUAUGAAUGAUUUUAUACAAAGUCUUAGAAUGCACGACCCCUUUUUUAGUUAUUUGUUUGUUGUAUAAAAUUGAUUCAUAUAAGAAUAUUAGAAUGCAAGUAAUUAUCUUUUAGUUUCUA